AUGCCGGGUCCAUCGAUUGAUAAGCCGAAUUGCUACGAGUUCGGAGCGACGACAUAUGAAGAAAUUCAUCAGGAUUUAUCUGCGAAAGAUCCCCUUUUAUAUCAACAGAACGGACUGCUCAGUAUGGUUGACCGGAAUCGCCGAAUCAAACCACGCCCACAACGUUUUCAGGCGGAAACUCGCGAGUUCGAUAUUGUAUUGUGUCUGGAGGAAAGAGUUUUUGAUCAGGUUGUGGACUUCUUGAAUCGCCGAGUUGGCACAUCCGGAAAUCCAGUUCAUGUUAUCAACAUUGACAUUGAAGAUAACCCAGAAGAAGCUACGUUCGGUGCAUUCUUCCUUGCCGAUAUGUGCCAAAAGCUCGAGCAAUCUGUGGACUGCGAUGAGGAAAUCGAUCAAAUCAUUACAGAUCUCGAAGAUUCAAAUCCCAAAAGAAAUCUUCUUCAUACAAUUUGUUUCUACUAA
This is a messenger RNA of Caenorhabditis briggsae, 462 nucleotides long. RefSeq names its product Protein CBR-SSUP-72 (gene Cbr-ssup-72). Gene Ontology annotation, molecular function: RNA polymerase II CTD heptapeptide repeat phosphatase activity. Lineage: Eukaryota; Metazoa; Nematoda; Chromadorea; Rhabditida; Rhabditidae. The record is from RefSeq and is a predicted model, not a curated record. The coding region runs from base 1 to 462 and encodes 153 amino acids. Gene Ontology annotation, cellular component: mRNA cleavage and polyadenylation specificity factor complex; nucleus. Gene Ontology annotation, biological process: termination of RNA polymerase II transcription. The transcript is spliced from 3 exons.